Miscanthus lutarioriparius is the source of this 1131-nucleotide messenger RNA. Lineage: Eukaryota; Viridiplantae; Streptophyta; Magnoliopsida; Poales; Poaceae. The record is from the annotation of a GenBank genome assembly.
AUGGCGAGCGCGCGGCCGUCGCAGGCGCAGCGCACGACGUGGUGCGCCGGCUGCGGCGCGUACCUGUCCGUGGCCCCCGGGGCGCGCUCCGUGCGGUGCGGGCUCUGCCACGCCGUCACGCGCGUGGAGCGCCGCCCGCACGCCGCCGUGGGCUUCAUCAAGGGCCUCAUCAACGCCUUCACGUCGCCGCAGCAGGCUCCGUCGGGGCCCGGGGCGGCGCUCCAGGGGCCGCCGGCGAGCUGGGGCUUCCCGCGCGUCCGCGGCUGCAAGAAGCGCGCGCUGCUGGUGGGGAUCAGCUACGCCGCCACCAAGUACGAGCUCAGGGGCGCCGUCAACGACGUCAACUGCAUGAGCUACCUGCUCCGCGAGCGCUUCGGCUUCCCCGCGGACUGCAUCCUCGUGCUCACGCAGGAGGACAAGGACCCUGGUCGGGUGCCGACGCGGGCGAACCUGAUGCGCGCGCUGCGGUGGCUGGUGGACGGCACCAGCGCCGGGGACUCGCUGGUGUUCCACUUCUCCGGCCACGGCGUGCAGAAGCUGGACAGGGACGGCGACGAGGCGGACGGGUACGACGAGGCGCUGUGCCCCGUGGACUUCGAGGACACGCGCGGCGGCGGCGUCAUCCUGGACGACGAGAUCAACGCCGCCAUCGUGCGGCCGCUGGGCAAGGGCGUGAAGCUGCACGCCAUCGUGGACACCUGCCACAGCGGCACCAUCCUCGACCUCCCCUACCUCUGCCGCCUGUCCAGGACCGGGUACUGGCAGUGGGAGAACCAGCAGACCCGCCUCUCCUCCGGCGAGACCAAGUGCACCAGCGGCGGCCUCGCCAUCUCCAUCAGCGGCUGCGGCGACAGCCAAACGUCGCAGGACACCACGGCGUUCUCGGGGUCUGCCUCCACCGGCGCCAUGACGUACAGCUUCAUCAAGGCGGUGGAGUCGGAGCCGGGCACCACCUACGGCCGCCUGCUGACGGCGAUGAGGGCCACCAUCCGCGACAACGGCGGGGAGUUCGGCAUACCGGGGCCCAUCGGCACCUUCUUCCGCCGGGUCAUCACAUUCAGCUGCGCGCAGGAGCCCCAGCUGUGCGCUUCAGAAACAUUCGACAUCUACAGGAAACCCUUUCUCUUGUGA